GCAAUUAUUGGAUUAUGUUAGUCUACCUGCCGAUUGGCGAACCCCGUCGCGACUGAUGCGGAGGGCAUGGCCGUCGAUCUGGCACAUUGAUGUGAUCUCCUGCUUUUGUAAUUUGUGUUGAUUGUUAACUUUAUCGUCUCUCUGGUGUUUUGUGUUAUGUGCUGCGACUGCUCUGUGGACGUCCUCAUGUGUGUAACAGUCGUGCAUUGUGUGGGAAUGAUUGGAUGAAUGGAGAUUGAAUGUUGAAUGAGAAGGAUGCGGGAGUGGAGAUGCAUCGGUGUGAGAGAUGGAUGCAGUUAGUGGAUGAAUGAAGAGCAGCCUGUACUGGUUUGCUACUGUAGUUUCUUUUUCUAGAUUUCUCUUGGAUGUAUACCUUCGUUAAUCUUUUUUGUACCAUCCGGUCCCUUCUUUUGUAGAAGUAGUCGCAUAGUUCCGAAGUUGAGGCUCGUUAUGAUCGGUAUGAUCAUGAGACAUGAACCCUCCAACGCAAGUUGAUAACUGAGUGAGGUACCAAGAGCAGACUCGUGCCUGAAGAUCCUUUUGAACUGAAUGGCUCGCUGGACAGAUGCGAGGUCAAGAGCGUUAUGAUUGAAUGACUCAUAACCAGAAACCAUCCUUUUUGUUUCUAUUUUUAAGUUUUUAAUCAGUUAUAUGUUAGAAACUAACCGUUACUAAUAUACUUCACCGGACAUUUCCUGCCUGGACAUAUCCGAAGCCCGCGCAUACAUCCCCAUGCCAUCCCAUGCUAAACCUAUCAUUUUCCUUCAUCUGCUUAGUUUCCCUCUGCACAAUCUGGCUGCAACCGAUUGCAACAUCUACUCGAUCGAGACAAGAAUGGCGCACUGAUGACAACAACUACGGACGCUUGAGCCCAACGAGGCUAUGCGCCCUAACCCAACAAGCUGGUCAGUGAGCUGACCAAACCAUAGCCAUGGUCAGCACAAGAAGGAAGAGCUACCAGCCCUCGCCGGACGUGGCGGCGGCGCCCUCCCCGGCCGCGGCCGCUCGAGCCCGUCACAGUUCGCUCUGCGACCCGCCGGCGGCGGCCUCUCCGCGGCGGAGCCGACGCGCCUCCUCCCUGACGCCGCUGGGGUCGGCCGGGUCCGCCGAGGAGAGUGGUCCGGCGCGUGGUCACCGCACCAAGGUCCUGCUGGAAAAGUACCGCGGAGAGGCGGCCAGCAAGCUGAAACCGGUCGAGGAGGAGACCACAACUCUGUCCAAACCGGAAAAACAGGGUGGCGGGAGCAACGAGAAGAGGAAAGAGACGGCAGCAACACUGUGUGUCCCGGGGGAGGCGGCGACAGCUGAAACUGGUAGGGAGGCUGCAGAAAGCACGGUGGAUCUAACAGCAGAUGGUGCAGCGAAAAGUACAGCCAAAGCAACAGAGGGUGAGACAAAAAUAAAAUCGAUUAUCAGCUCAACGCCGACUGCGUCGAACUCGAGUGAAGAUGAAGCUAUAGAAGGGGAAGAAACAGCCGAAAAUGCCUCACAGAGCAUGGAUAGGUCAAACGAGGAUGGAUCUGAAAAUAUCGAAUCUUCGUCAUCAGAAUCUGUGAAGAAAGUUUCAGAGGGCAAAGAAGUGCCUUCAGACGCCACAGAACCCGCCACAGAGCCCGUUUCAAAGUGCGCGGAGACAGACGCCGCCGAACUGGCCAUGGAAGUGGACGGGGAGGACGAGGUCGUAGACGUGGAGCGAGUGGACGCCGCGGAGAGCAGUGCCGAGGAGCGGGAGGCGGCGCGGCGCGUGGCCGCUGCGCAGCGGGUGCUGGCCGCUGUGGGCGCCGCGGCCCGCCCAGCCCCCGUGACCGCCCCCGCGGCCGCCCCGGCAGCCCCUGUGUCCGCCCUGACCCGCGUCCGACCGGCGCCUGCGCCGCGCGGCCUGGCCAAGUCGGGUCGGUUCUGGAAGUCGGUGCGAACGCCGGCGUCGCGGGUGGUGGUCAAAGACCCGGUCAGCUACGAGGUGCGGAUGCAGAAACGGCAGCGCGAGCGGGUGGUGAAGGAGCUGGAGAACCAGCUGAAGAACGAGCGGAAACAGAAGCUAGAGGACCUGCGGAAGCGACGCGAGUACAACGCCAAGAAGGCAGCGGAGAACGCGCUGAAGGCCGAGGUGUACCAGGUGGUGAAGAACCCUAACAAAAUAAAACGGAUGAAGAAGAAGCAGCUGCGACUGCUGCAGAAACGCGAUACCACCGUGGUCGGAAAAAGUGUGCUAGACGAAUAAAUAUUUUAUCUAGUGA
Amphibalanus amphitrite is the source of this 2237-nucleotide messenger RNA. RefSeq names its product coiled-coil domain-containing protein 86-like. Bases 932 to 2221 code for a protein of 429 amino acids. The record is from RefSeq and is a predicted model, not a curated record. NCBI's taxonomy places the organism in Eukaryota, Metazoa, Arthropoda, Thecostraca, Balanomorpha, Balanidae. The transcript is spliced from 2 exons. Gene Ontology annotation, cellular component: nucleolus.